Messenger RNA from Hippoglossus stenolepis (Pacific halibut), 2503 nucleotides. It is a transcript of the gene hsd17b3, whose product is annotated as hydroxysteroid (17-beta) dehydrogenase 3. Gene Ontology annotation, molecular function: testosterone dehydrogenase (NADP+) activity. NCBI's taxonomy places the organism in Eukaryota, Metazoa, Chordata, Actinopteri, Pleuronectiformes, Pleuronectidae. Gene Ontology annotation, cellular component: endoplasmic reticulum. The record is from RefSeq and is a predicted model, not a curated record. The coding region runs from base 82 to 1041 and encodes 319 amino acids. The transcript has 11 exons.
ACUGGACCAGAAACUUUCUCAGACACAGAGCAGACACAAACACAGAGAGGUUCAAAGCAGGAGUUUAUCAUUCCCGACGUCAUGGAUUUAUCUGAGCUGUUUUUCAUUUCUCUCGGUGCAGCAGUUGUCGUUUACUAUGGAGUGAAACUGCUGUUUUCCAGCAGGAUGCUUUUUCCAAAACUAUGGUUUCCACUGUCAAAGACAUUCUUUACCUCAAUGGGAGAGUGGGCAGUGGUGACCGGUGCUUCAGAAGGAAUAGGGAGAGCGUACGCAUUUGCACUGGCUGAGCGAGGAAUGAACGUGGUUAUCAUGAGCAGAACCAAAGUAACAUUGGACCAAGUAGCAAAGGAAAUAGCUGAUAAAACAGGUCAGAGGGUGAAAGUGAUAGUGACGGACUUCACAAAGGAAAAUGUCUUCGGUGAAAUUAAGGAUCAACUUGAGGAUCUCAACAUCGGGGUUUUAAUCAAUAAUGUCGGCAUGUUGCCCACCUUCAUCCCCAGCAAAUUCCUGGAGUGUGCAGAUCUGGAUCAGACAAUUACCAAGGUGAUAAACUGCAAUGUGAAGACAAUGGCCAAGAUGUGCAGAAUAAUCCUUCCAGGCAUGGCCAACAGAGGAAAAGGGCUGAUUGUGAAUAUUUCAUCUGGAGUUGCUUGCAUCCCUUUCCCCCUGUAUACCCUGUAUGCUGCGUCCAAGGUGUUUGUGGAGAGAGUUUCUCAAGGUCUUCAAGCUGAAUACAAAGAUAAGGGGAUUAUAAUACAGGCGGUCGCUCCGUUCGGGGUCUCCACUCGGAUGGCCGCUUACCAACAAACCAACAUAGUGACGCCGUCGCCGGAAGACUUCGUAAAAAGCUCCCUGCGAUACCUGAGAGCUGGAGACAAAACACACGGCAGCGUCUGUCACACACUCAUGGGCUGGAUUCUGCAGUCUGUUCCUCUCAAGGUUCUCUAUGCAGAGUCCAUGUUACACAGCCUGCAGGACUAUGUGAAGAAGAAACUCUCCAUCCCUGCAUCAAGUGCAACUUUUGAAAAAAAAAAAAAAUAAUAAACAGGAAGACUCACUUAAAGUAAUUUGGCUCAAAUAUCUUAAAAUAUAAAUGUGAAACUGGUCUCUACAAAUCAUCGUUUCGGUUUCUUGAACAAAGCGAUGAAUGGUCUAACUUGUAAAAGUAAUAUCAAAAGGAAUUCUAGCCACCGAUGUGAUAUUUAUUCUGUUUUUAGCGUUUGUUACAUGGUUGGUAAACCACCCUCAGGAAAGCACAUUUAUGAAUCGUUUGUUUUUUGUAUGUAGUUUUUGUUUUCAUCUAUUUAAUGUAUUUUGCUCUUCUGUCCGUCCUGCAUGGAGAGGGGUCAUCACCACCUCUCUCUGAGGGUUCUACAUUUUGUCCCCUAUAAAAUAUGGUCGUUUUUCCUCACACUAGUCGAGGGUUAAGGACAGAGGUCGCACCUUGUUAAGCUCUAUAAGGACAAAUUGUUAUUUGUGAAAACGGGCUAAACAAAUGAAAUUUGAUAAAUGAUUCAUUUUUUUGUGUCUCUUGAAUUUAUUGUCAUUUAAAGACAUCAUGUCCACAAUGAGUCAACUCUGUGGCAGUGAUGUCCCAAAAUUAUAUUUCAUCUUUAUUAGUUAUUUUUGGCCCAUUCAUCUGCUCCAUUUUAUUGAAAAGUUGACAUAAAUAGAAUCUUUUUUUCCCCAUUUUUUACCUGCAUGUCCCUCUGUGUAUUUGUGUAUAUUUCCAUUCUUAUAUUUCAGUGUAAAGGUAAAUAAGGUUGUAUAUAGGAAAUAUAAGUUGUACUGUAACUGUAGCUGCUGACGGUGAUUUUAUUCACCAACCACACCAACGUCAGAUAUCAAAUCUUUACUUUUAUAAACCCCACAGGCCACAGUUGAUACUCUCAAUACAUCUUUGGACAGUUAUAUUGGUGCAAUAAACUAUAUAAUGAUUUAAUAUGAAUCCCAGCUUGGCCGCAGGUUUUUCUUUGUGGAGUUUGCAUGUUAUCCUCGUGUCUGUGUGGGUUUUUACUCCAGAAGUGUAGGUGUGAAUGUUUGUGUAAAGUGUUAUUUGUCUCUAUAAGUCGGCUGUGUGAUACGCUGGUGACGUGUCCAGCCUCUCGUCCAAUGUCAGCUGCGAACAUCUAAAUUGUCACUAUAAAAGUGGUGGGAAAUAUUUUGGUUGAUCAUGGACGCACGUACAAUGGCUUCAUUGCGGAUAAACCAGGGGGGAUGAUCGCAGAGUUUUCUAAUUCCAUUCUGCACCAUAGACUGUAUAUAAAAAGCUUUAAGAUAGGUUAGAUAUUUUUCGGAGCAUAUAUUCUUUAAUGAUUGAAUAGUAAGUGUGAAAUGGGGAAAGAGAGCAGGGAAGACACACAGCAAAGGGCCGGGUCGGAAUCGAACCUGCAGCCUGUGCAGGAGGACUCAAGGCUCCGUCUAGGGAUGUUUUAAUACUGUAUUUAGAUUAGUUACAUUUGUUCAAAUGUCUUUAAAAUCUAAAUAAAAACAAUGACCUUGA